Molecule: messenger RNA, 1335 nt
Organism: Microdochium trichocladiopsis
Lineage: Eukaryota; Fungi; Ascomycota; Sordariomycetes; Xylariales; Microdochiaceae
Exons: 8
Coding region: 1-1335 (444 amino acids)
Molecular function (GO): flavin adenine dinucleotide binding; sarcosine oxidase activity
Source: RefSeq, a predicted model, not a curated record
AUGUCUCCCUCUCAUCUGUAUGAUGUUAUCGUAGUGGGCGGAGGUGCAGUUGGUCUUGGCGCCACGUACGAGGUUGCCAAGAGCGGCAAAUCUGUUCUGGUUCUUGAGCAAAACUGCUUUUUCAAUGGGGCAGGAAGCUCCAACGACCUGGCAAGAAUGUAUCGGACCAUGUACACCGAAAAGUUCAUGGCUAAAUUGGCCCACAAGUCUCUCAAGAUGUGGAAAGACCUAGAGAGGGAUGCUGGCACUGCGCUCCGCUCCAUGACAGGUCUCUUGAAUUUCGGUGAUCCCACACUGGGCGACGACACUCCCGAAGGCUCCCUGACUGGCCCAAUCUGCAACUUGAAGGAAUUGAAAAUGCCGUUUCGCGAGAUGAAGAAACAUGAGAUCGAAGAGGAGUACCCAUUCAAGAACCUCCCAGACGGCUUCGAGGGCGUCUAUGCUCCCGACAACGGUGUCAUCAAUGUUCCACUUCUGCUCCGCACGCUGCAUCGCUUGGCCAAAGACUACGGCGCUCACGCGCGGCAGUACGUUCAAGUCAGAAAGCUUGUUCCGUCUAAAGCACAAGAUGGCCAAGAGGAAAUUUGGACUGUUGAGGCGCUUGAAGAUGGGAAGGCCAUCCAGUACAGAGCUCGGAAGGUCAUUAUCACCAUGGGCGCUUACACCAACCAUGUCACUGAGCCGAGCUUCGGUAUGCGCCUGAAGCUCACGAUCUGGGAGAUGGUGUCGUCGUACUUCAACAUCAAUGCGGGUCCGAAUGGGACCGUAUUCCCAAGCAUGUGGUUCCAAUUCGCCAACAACAAGAAGGUAGGCGACGAGGAACGAUCGCAGCUCUUCUAUGGCUUUCCGGCACUUGAAUGGGGUCCUCCCAAUGUAUGCCGGAUUGCGGUAGACGCAGCAACCCAUAUCAUUUCAGAUCCAGACCAGCGAUCUGCACAUGUCAUCAGCCCAGAGGACAUAGCGGAUACGCAGGAGUUUGUGAAGAAUCACGUUGUGGGUGUGGACUCGACGGUGCCUGCUUACUCAUCGUCGUGCUUGAUGACGAAUGUCUUCGACAACAUGUUUGUUCUCGACUUUGUGCCCGAAGAAUAUCUCCAGGGUGGUGCCAAGAAUAGUGUCGUCUUGUUCACAGCCGGAUGGGCUAUGAAAUUCGUUCCUCUCCUGGGUAGAGCGCUCAAGGACAUGGCCUUGCAUGGGCACUCUGAUCUCGGUCUCGACGAGUUCAAGAUCGAUCUUUCAGGUAUUAUCAGCCAUUCGACUCUCAAAGCCUCUUCUGCUAAGUUCUACAACCUGGACGCCCCCCAUACUAGUGCAUUGUGCCGAUCCACUGAAUGA